Molecule: messenger RNA, 2067 nt
Organism: Ectocarpus siliculosus
Lineage: Eukaryota; Phaeophyceae; Ectocarpales; Ectocarpaceae
Source: the annotation of a GenBank genome assembly
AUGCCUGCCGCCUCGGCCGGACCCGCCGCUGCAGGAGGAUGGGUUUCGCCAGGCGGCAGCAAGAGAGGAGGAGCGGGAUCGAGGCUGAGGAUGACGAGAGUCGAUGGGUUCAACUCAACAGUGGGGUUCUCGCCUCGGAAUAGAAAGGACCGACCGUUCGCGGAGCGGGCUUGCAUUCCGGCGACAGAGGUGAUCGACGUUCUCGAGAACCUGUCGGGCACCUUGAUUUUUAACACCGCCACCUCGCAGGAGCGGCUCGCGCUUGCCAGUCGGUUGCGGCACUGGGUCGUCGAGGACGGCACAUACCUCAUCCGAGAGGGCGACGGGGAUAGGAAUCGAUCGGCGAUUUUCAUGAUCGCCUCGGGGAAAGCCACGAUAUCCCUCAACAGAACCAUCGAGGGCGGCUCUGUCCAGGAGGUGGACAUCAAAGACAUCAAGUCCCCCAACUACUUCGGGGAAGGGAGGGUCCUGGGGGACAGUCAGGCGUACGCGAGCGUGAGGGCGAAAGAGGAGCUCGUCGUGUACUACCUCAUGCGGGCCGACAUCGAAGAGCUUGUCAGCCCAACGACGAGGGCUUUGAUGGAGCGGGACAUGCUCGUCAGAAAGUUCCAGAAGGAGCACCUUGACGACCUUUUUGCGGUCAUCAGGAAGAACCUUUCGGGCAUGGAAUGCCUCGCGAGAUUCGCGGAAGAGCAGCGGAUGGGCGGGGAGGUCGGGUUCUUCAUCGAGGUGGAAGCGUACCAGAACGCUGAAACGAGCGAGGACGACGAGGCGCGAAAGCAGCACGCGGAGAGAAUAGUGGCCAGCUACAUCUCUCCGAGCUCUUCGGGGGUGCCUGGCCUGAUCUACACCUCCGAAGCCCAGCGGAACGCCUUGGCGGCGAAGAUGAGGAGGUUGUGGCCCAAGCACAAACCAAGGCACGAAAACAGCAGCAUACCCAGAAAUAGCGAGAAGGAGGGGAGCGGGGGCGGGGGCAAGGUCGACCCGCCGGUCGUGCACGGCGGUGGGCUUGUCGGCGACGGCCCCGCGGACGGAGAAAAGGGGGGGGGGGCGUCGUUGGACGACGACCGAGGAGUUGCAGGGUUAGGGCGGCAUACACCCCCGGGUGUGGGUGGCGACACUCUUGUUGGCGAGGGCGAAGGUUGUGGUGACGUCUCACCCGAUUCAUGUUCAGGCAACGCCGGCGACGGUGGCGAAGGUCCGGGUUCGCAAUGGUCGGGGUCGCGGGAUGCUCGCACGGAGUCGUCUUCAUCGUCCGCGCGUUGGGACAGCGGGCGGAGCGACAACGGCGACGGCGAGGGGGACGGGGAGAUGAUAGACGGGGCCGAGGACGAGGAGGGUCGCCAGGGGACCGACCGCAAGGCGCUGUCCAGGUCUCUGUUCGAUGAGAUCUUGGACCAGAACGCCAUUCCAACGAUACGGCAGAACAUCGUCCCCAAGUUCAUCCAGAGCAGCUACUACGAGAUCUUUCUGGCGGAGCUGUUCCCUCAGGUCGAGACGCCGGACAUCGACGCUUCCGCCGGCAACGAGUCCCGCCUCGCGCACCUCAAGUCCGACAACACAAGCAUGACCCUCGACGAGAGCGACGGCGGUCCAUCGAGACAAUACCGGACUACCUCUUUGGAGGAGGUCAGGGACAGUCCGGAGGCCCUGGCCGCGAGGAUCGCCCAGGCGGUGGCGGCUGCCAGGAAAGUCGCGGAGGAGGCGGCGGUCGCCGCGGCGGCGGCGGCGGCAGCGGCUGUAGCUGCGGAGGUGGCGGACGGGGGACGGAGCAAGGACCCCGCCGUUGCUGCUGUUGAAGCAUCUGACUCGGCCCUAGAAGUUGCAAGGGGUCAAAAACGCCUGCUCACAUUGGACGAGGCUAGGAGCGUGAACGACAGCGCCGUCAGCGGACUUCGAUUCGCCGAGGGGGAUGAUGGCACGGACCAUUCCGGCGAAGAGGAGGACUUCAGCGAUGAACUGCUGGUGGUGAUAGGAUUCCGGAAGGGGGGGCUAGUCAGGAGAGUGUCGACGGGGGGGCUCGCGAGAAUAGAAGAGAAGGCAGGAAAACCUUGUUUGCUGAUGUAA